This is a messenger RNA of Gamsiella multidivaricata, 772 nucleotides long. RefSeq lists its product as uncharacterized. The record is from RefSeq and is a predicted model, not a curated record. Lineage: Eukaryota; Fungi; Mortierellomycota; Mortierellomycetes; Mortierellales; Mortierellaceae. Gene Ontology annotation, molecular function: calcium-dependent cysteine-type endopeptidase activity. Gene Ontology annotation, cellular component: cytoplasm. The transcript has a single exon. Gene Ontology annotation, biological process: proteolysis. The coding region runs from base 115 to 693 and encodes 192 amino acids.
CCGGUGUCAAGCGCAUUCCGAGUCUGUUCAAGAAGUCUUCUUCCUGGACGGCGCUCAGCCCGACGAUAUCAAGCAGGUAAAUUAGAUAACAUCCGUCGGAAACAGUUCGAACUCAUGGAGGGAGGGGCCCUACCUAGCCAUAUCGCUCUACUACUGCAUCAAAAAUACAUCGAUAGGGUGCUGUCGGUGACUGUGUCAAGAGGAACGGAGGAGAUUGAGGGCUAUGGCUUUAUCUUUUUCAAGGACGGGGGCUGGGUAUCGACCAUUGUCGACGACCAGCUGUUCUACGGGAUAAACAGACAGUCCUUCAAAACUUCGCUUUGCUUUGGCGCCUGCAGAGAUGAGUGCAAGACCUGGUUGUCCCUGCUCGAAAAGGCCUAUGUCAAGAUCCACGGCGAUUACAAAUCCAUCGAUGGAGGUUACACUGCUGAAGGAAUCGAGGAUCUAUUAGGCGUUAUUCCCUCGAUAAUCUGUUCGGCAGACAUCCUGAGCAAGGACCGUUUCUGGGAUGGGGAGAUGAGGCAGGUUAACAGAACUCUUUUUAUGGGGUGUGCGAUCGCGCACGUCGAUAUCGAUGGCCAAAUGGACAAGCACGGUAUCCAGUCAAGUCAUGCCUAUAGCGUCCUGCGAGUCGAGGAACACAAGGGAGGACACUUUGUCCAGCUCCGCGACCCGUGGGGCAGAGUCGAGUGAAAUGGCGGCUGGCCAGAUGAAUCCGAUAAAUGGACAUCCGACGCGACCAAGAUCCUCCACUUCAAGAACAGCGACGAUA